This is a messenger RNA of Schistocerca americana (American grasshopper), 2043 nucleotides long. RefSeq names its product beta-glucuronidase-like. Bases 48 to 1994 code for a protein of 648 amino acids. Gene Ontology annotation, molecular function: beta-glucuronidase activity; carbohydrate binding. The transcript has 13 exons. NCBI's taxonomy places the organism in Eukaryota, Metazoa, Arthropoda, Insecta, Orthoptera, Acrididae. Gene Ontology annotation, biological process: glucuronoside catabolic process; carbohydrate metabolic process. The record is from RefSeq and is a predicted model, not a curated record.
CUCGCAAACAAGCCAUCAGCAAUCAUUAGAGGAGUCAGGCACAAGUGAUGGACAUGCGGCAGUGGGCGGUGCGCUUUCUGCUGGGGUUGGCGGCGUGGGCGGCAUGGGCGGCGCCGGCGGUGGGCGGCGGGCUGCUCUUCCCUCGGGACUCGGAGUCCCGCGAGCUGCGCUCCCUGGACGGCGUCUGGAGCUUCCGCCUGGACCCCGGCACGCAGGGUUACGACGACGCUUGGUACUCCGCCGAUCUCAGCCAGACGGGCGCCGUGGUGCAGAUGCCGGUGCCGGCCAGCUACAACGACGUGACGCAGGAGGCGGCGCUGCGCGACCACGUGGGGCUGGCCUGGUACGACCGGCGCUUCUUCGCGCCCGCCGCCUGGAGGGAGUCCGGCAGACGCGUCUGGCUGCGCUUCGGCAGCGUCCACUACUUCGCGCAGGUGUGGCUGAACGGCUACAGCGUGAUGACGCACGAGAUUGGCCAUCUGCCCUUCCAGGCCGACGUCACCUCUUACCUCAUAUACGGUGAGAGCAACAGAAUUACCGUCGCCGUCAACAACACUCUGAGCAGCACCACCAUACCACAAGGAUCGCUGGAGCAAAUGCAAACGGGAAAUGGUAACAUCACAUACUUGACAUUCACAUUCGACUUCUUCAAUUACGCUGGCAUUCAUCGCUCUGUUGUCCUCUACACAACACCAGAAGUCUACAUAGAUGACAUCACUAUCACUACAGACUAUUCAGCUGAUGGAACUGGUGCUGUGAACUAUACUGUUGUUACUGGUGGCCAGUUGACAGUUACACCACAAUGUGAGGUUGAACUACUGGAUGCCAAUGGAUCUGUAGUUGCUACAGGAACAGGUUUCUCAGGAGAGCUGACAGUGAUCAAUGCAAAUGCUUGGUGGCCAUAUUUAAUGAACACUAAUCCUGGGUACUUGUAUACUUUGAAGGUGAAUGUGACAUCAGUAGAUCUGGGCACAGAAGACGUUUACAGACUCCCUGUGGGAAUACGUCGACUGAGGUGGGACAACACUUCGCUUCUUAUCAAUGACAAGCCUGUAUAUCUCAGAGGGUUUGGAAGACAUGAGGAUUCUGAUGUUUUUGGUAGGGGCUUGAAUCUUCCUAUGGUUUCUCGAGAUCACAGCCUACUGAAAUGGGUGGGAGCCAAUGCAUACAGAACAUCACAUUAUCCUUAUGCUGAGGAGACCAUGGACUUUGCUGACCAACAAGGAAUUAUGAUUAUUGAUGAAUCUCCUGGCCUCAACAUUGAGAAUUAUUCUCCAGAGCUACUGGAAAACCACAAAAGAUCGCUAACACAGUUGAUUACAAGGGACAAGAACAGGCCAAGUGUUAUCAUUUGGUCAGUAUCUAAUGAACCACGUACACAACUUGAUGGAACUGAGGACUACUACAGAGAACUUAUUGACCACGUGAAAAGUCUUGAUGCUACACGUCCUACCACAAUUGCUAUGACUUCAACCUAUGAUGUGGACCGUGCGGGCCAGUUUUUGGAUAUCAUUGGUGUGAAUCGCUAUAAUGCAUGGUACUAUGAUAGUGGGUUUACAGGAGUCAUAGUUCCCAAGCUGCUUGAAGAAAUGGAAAACUGGAGGGAAAAGUAUAAUAAACCAAUAAUCAUGACUGAAUAUGGAGCUGACAGUAUGGUGGGGCUUCACAUGCAACCUGAAUAUCUUUGGUCAGAAGAGUACCAAGUGGUUCUGAUGUCUGAGCACUUUAAGGCUUUUGACACUCUUCGAGAGAGAGGUUACUUUAUAGGAGAACUGAUAUGGAACUUUGCUGAUUUCCAAACUGGUCAAUACUUGGCGUUCAUGCGUGCGGGCGGCAACAGGAAGGGCGCGUUCACGCGGUCGCGCCAGCCCAAGGCCGCGGCGCACCACCUGCGUGGCCGCUACUGGCGCCUGGCGCAGCAGCUGGACGGCGCCCAGCCGCCUGAAGACGUCGACCCCUACCUGGCCGCCGCUGCACCCCGCGACGAACUCUGAACGCACUCGCGCUGUAAACUUCAAAUAAACAACUAAACCCGGAACACUA